Solanum dulcamara is the source of this 732-nucleotide messenger RNA. RefSeq lists its product as uncharacterized. The transcript has 2 exons. Gene Ontology annotation, molecular function: zinc ion binding; nucleic acid binding. The record is from RefSeq and is a predicted model, not a curated record. NCBI's taxonomy places the organism in Eukaryota, Viridiplantae, Streptophyta, Magnoliopsida, Solanales, Solanaceae. Bases 1 to 732 code for a protein of 243 amino acids.
AUGACUGAAUUCUUUCACCGUAUGGCUGAAACGAUUCAUGAUCCCAAUGGGUUAAACUUUGAAAAAAUGAGGAAAAUGGGUGAAGUUGAUUUUGAAGGCACAAUUGAUCCCAUUGAUGCUGAACAUUUUCUUGAGCGCAUAGAGAGGGUGUUUGAGCAAUUGGAGUCUUCAGAUGUUUCCAAAUUCAAGUAUGCCAUCUCGUUAUUGCAUAAGGAUGCUUAUGAGUGGUGGGGAAGUGUGCCAAAUAAAAAAGCAAAACUUCCAGUUCUUACUUGGGAUGGUUUUGUUAAAGAAUUUCAAGAAGCUAGUAGAUAUGAGAAUAGAUUCUGGAAGCCUAGGUCAGAUUUUGGAGAUCCAUCCAAAAAGGGAAGGUUUGAUGAUUCUAAGGCUGGUAGUGUCAACAAGUCAGAUCAAAAGAAGCAAAGCAGACUAGAUUUUUCUAAAGCUAGUACUCUGAGUUAUAGCCAAGGCAAGACUCGCAUUCCUACUUGUGUAGAAUGUGGAAAGAAUCAUUAUCGUACUUGCAGGAGAGCUUCUGGUGCAUGUUUUAAUUGUGGCAGCUUUGAUCAUAAAGUGAAGGACUGUCCUAAUCCUAAAAAUGUUCCUCUCUUGCAUACUGAGGGAUUAGUUCAAAAGUCUUCUAAUAAUCCUCCUCAAACCAAUAGAGGUGCAAGGCCUAAAAAUAACCAAGAAGCGGGAGAAAGUGGAGCAAAUCAAGCUAGCGGGUCAUGA